CAUCCCCAUGACAACACUGAGCCCAUUCAAUUCCUGACAUUUGAGAAGACCACACCUUAAAUAAUUUCACAUAACAAUUUGUAUAUUUCGUAAUGCAGCAGAUUUUUGUAAUCGCGGCCUUAAUUACGAUCACGGCUGCGGGAUCGCCAUGGAUUCCUGAACCGCAAGAGCAGCUAGAUUGGAUGCCCUGGUUAUGGCUGGACAGACAUCAGGAGUUUGUAGAUAAUAGCCAACUCCAUGGUUCUAACUUGUCCGUAAUUUUCUUUGGGGACUCCAUCACCGAGGCGUGGAAUUAUACGGGGCGGUCCGUGUGGGAUGCGAGAUAUGCUCCUCUGGGUGCGGCGAAUUAUGGGAUUGGCGCCGACCGCGUGGAGCACGUGCUGUGGAGAAUUAUUAACGGGGAGGUGGACAAUGUAUCGCCGAAACUUUGUGUUGUAAAAAUUGGGACAAAUAACAUUUGGGGCAAUACGAACUUUGACAUCGCCCGCGGGGUUGCCGCUAUCGUGUCAGAGUUGAGAAGUCGACUUCCCACCACGAAAAUCCUCCUCCUCGGUGUCCUCCCGCGCCACAAUGUGCAAACCAUGGUGCACGUGGACCAGGUGAACGAGCAUCUUGGAAUCCUCGACAAUGGCGGCACGGUUCGAUUUCUGAACAUGCGCGACACCUACUACGUAGGCGAUGGCGUCUUUAAUACCAAUUUGUUCGACCCGGACAUGAUCCAUUUGUCUGGAGAGGGGUACACCGCCUGGAAUCAGUCGAUGGAUGCUCUUUUCACGGAAAUGUGGAACUCUACUUAAUAAACUUACAAGAUUUUGUUUGUUCAUUGAUUAUUUAAAAAAUAUAUGAUAUAAAAAAUAAAUGAGUUUUAUGAAGUUUGUUACA
Molecule: messenger RNA, 882 nt
Organism: Folsomia candida
Lineage: Eukaryota; Metazoa; Arthropoda; Collembola; Entomobryomorpha; Isotomidae
Product: platelet-activating factor acetylhydrolase IB subunit beta
Exons: 3
Coding region: 93-797 (234 amino acids)
Molecular function (GO): phosphatidylcholine lysophospholipase A1 activity
Source: RefSeq, a predicted model, not a curated record